This is a messenger RNA of Zeugodacus cucurbitae (melon fly), 1163 nucleotides long. RefSeq lists its product as uncharacterized. Gene Ontology annotation, cellular component: cytoplasm. Gene Ontology annotation, molecular function: phosphatase activity. Lineage: Eukaryota; Metazoa; Arthropoda; Insecta; Diptera; Tephritidae. Bases 147 to 1085 code for a protein of 312 amino acids. The record is from RefSeq and is a predicted model, not a curated record. The transcript has 3 exons.
UACUUUACUAUCAUUUCGGAAAGUUAGCUCAAAGCUUCAGCUAGGGAUCGUGUAGAUAACUUUAUUAAAAGUAAAAUAAAUAAAAACAUAUUUUUAAUUUUAAAUAUUAUAUAAAAUAUUUAAAAAACUCGACGCACUUGUAAAAAAUGUACAAGAAACCUACAAAUUUGAUGGAGCUUACAAAAGCCGAAAUGGCCAAGUGGCUCAAUAGCUUCGAUACGGUGUUCUCGGAUUGUGAUGGCGUACUUUGGACACAAGGUUUACUGAUAUCACAACCUAUAGACGGUGUACCCGAGGCUAUUGCACUAUUUAAAUCGCUUGGCAAAGAUGUUUAUUUUGUCACUAAUAACGGUAUAGUCACGCGCCAUGAAAUCUGGGAAAAAACUAGGACUUUUGGUUUGGACAUAGAUGAAACCCGCGUCAUAGCCCCUAUACAAACAAUUAUUGAUUUUCUGAAAGCGCGAAAUUUUCAGCAGAAAGUCUAUGUAUUAGGGCCCGAAGCUAUACGCACUUCAUUAAGUGAGGCGGGUAUUGAGAGUUUCGGAGUUGACCCAGAACUUGUACCUGGUAAAAUAGAUGAUUAUAGUGCACAACAAGUGGUUGCAACGCAAGAUAAUGAUGUAGGUGCCGUUGUUGUAACCUUAGAUGUAAAUUUCACAUACGCCAAAUUGUGGAAAGCCACCAAUUAUAUCAGUUCGAAUGCAGAUUGUCACUUCAUCUCUACUAAUUUAGAAGCAGUUCAUUGUUAUCCUGAAUAUUGUGUGCCUGGUACUGGUGCGCUUCUGAGCGCUGUGGAAUCUUGUGUGGAACGUAAAGCCUUGCAGUUGGGUAAACCGAAUCCGGAGAUUUGUGAGGCACUAAUCAAAUCGGGGAAAGUUGUACCAGGGCGAACACUCAUGAUUGGUGAUACCUGCGAGAUCGACGUUUUAUUUGGUCACAGAUGCGGGUUUCAAACUCUUCUUGUGGGUACAGGUCCUAGUAUAGACCAUGAAUUAAAAGAAGUGCUACAGAAUCCAAAUGCAAAUCCAAAUUAUAUACCCGAUUUCUUUGUGCCCUCUUUAGGUGAUAUAAUGAAACUUGUUUAAACAUAUGUAUAUUUUAUGUAUGUGUACUAUAUAUUAAAAUUAGUAAAAUCACAUAAUGGUUCAAAUAAUUUAAAUUUA